ACAAACAAAAUAAUAUUCAUCUAAAAUGGAUGAUAUUAAAAUAUUUCAACGUUUUCUCAAAGAUGUAAGGCAUUUAAAGGAUUUUGAAUACUUUAAACAUUUGGAUCACAAGAUAAUCAAUAAAAAUAAAAGGAAACAAAUAUGUAAAGUAAAACCCAGACGUCCGCGUUUCAACCCAAUGGAAGAAAUGAACGAAAUUGAGUUUAGAAAAAAAUACCGAUACACAAAAGAAAAUAUGAGGCGGAUUAUAGAAAUCGUUCGAGAUGACUUAGAAGUUGACUAUUAUGAACCAAUGAAACGAAAUCAAGUCCCAAUAGACUUGCAAAUUUUAUCGGCCAUUCGAUUUUUCGGCGGCACUGAGCAUCCACAACUUACGGCUAUGGUUCAUGGCGUUAGCUUGCAUACAAUGGCCAAGAUAACGCGUCGUGUAGCUGCCGUGUUAUCAUCAAAAGCGUCGCGUUAUAUCCGAAUGCCAGCCACACUGUCCGAAAAGGAACGAAUGAUGCGUUCAUUUCAAUACCUUUCCAAUAUGCCCCAAGUAAUUGGCGCAGUAGUGCAAACCAAUGUGCGGUUGCAGUUGGAAAGUAGGAGUAGCUAUAGUGGAACCGAGCUAGCUGCUAAUAAUGAGGAACUUGUUCAUUUGCAAGUCGUGGCAGAUGCCGAGCAUAAGAUCAAGGAUUUGGAUAUACGUCUCCCUGAGGAACUAGGUCACAACACAGCGCAAGAGUUCUUUUCGUUAUCACGGAUCAAGGAAAGAUUUGAACAAAAUGAGUUCCGUGGUCGCAUACUGCUUGGCAAUGAAUCCCUCUCUUGCUCCCAUUUCCUCUUUACACCAGUUCGAAAUCCUAAAAAUAAAUCCGAGGAUCUCUAUAAUCAGGCCCAUUCGGCAACCUUUGUGCCGGCAGUCAAGUGUCUGAACUAUUGGAUACGCCGCUUCGGAAUUCUCAGUAGUGAACUCUUAGGGACAUUUGGCUCAGCGAAGCAUACAAUUACCGCUUUGGCAUUACUCCAUAAUAUGGCAAUGGAGUGGAAUGAUCCUUCCAUAGAUUCCGACUUUUCUCUGCCCAUAUACAAACCGAACAUUUUUUGUUAUCCCAAUGGUACAACGAUAAGCGAGGAUCAACGCAAUCGAAACGAAUUUAUUAAAACACAUUUUUCUAGCAACUGAAAAGUAUUAUAAUCAAGUGUAAC
This is a messenger RNA of Drosophila navojoa, 1191 nucleotides long. RefSeq names its product putative nuclease HARBI1. The record is from RefSeq and is a predicted model, not a curated record. NCBI's taxonomy places the organism in Eukaryota, Metazoa, Arthropoda, Insecta, Diptera, Drosophilidae.